AUGCCUUAUGCUGAAGCGUUCAACUUGUACAGCAACCCCAAUGCCAUAACUCCUACGAGUAGGAAGAAAAUGAGCAGGCGGCACCCUGGGGAAAGCAGUAUCGACCCUUCGAAGAAAAGGGCUCGAAUUGAGGAUCCUUCUACACCACUACCUUCCAAGGAAACAACUCCUCCUCCAGCUCCCAUCGACCCUACUCCUCCAGCUCCCAUUGACUUGACUCCUCCUGCUCCUCGUAACCCAAGUCCUCCUGCUCAGCCAGGGAAAACUCAUGUCGAGGCUAUCCUCACAGCUUGCACCUCGGCCAACGACAGGCUAAAGAAACUGUCAAAACACUGGCGCAGUCAGGAAGCCUUCAGCAACGUCUCCUCCAUGAAGGUUGAACAAAUUAUCAGUCGCUCGCUGAAUGAGGGAGUUUUGACCAUGAGUACCAGUUGGCGUCGCUUAGAGGAGAUGUUGCCCAGCAUGCUGAAGAGAUUAAGACUGUCGAGGAAAGACUCAGCAAGCAACUCAAGGUGGCCGAGGCUAAACAGGCUGAGCAACUUGCCAAGAGAGGAACUAAAGCAGCAUAAGAAGGCCUUGGUCAAAGUCAUUGAGGCCAAAGAGAGGUACAAGGAGGCUUCGGUCUUGAACUUCAAAGAGGCCUCCAAACUCCAAGAUGAACUGGCGAUCAGCAUGAAAGAAACUGCUAAGUGGGAGGAAUGA
Molecule: messenger RNA, 702 nt
Organism: Humulus lupulus (European hop)
Lineage: Eukaryota; Viridiplantae; Streptophyta; Magnoliopsida; Rosales; Cannabaceae
Exons: 3
Coding region: 1-702 (233 amino acids)
Source: RefSeq, a predicted model, not a curated record